GGAGAAAGGGAAAAGAGGCGCUACCCAAGAAGGCCAUUUGUUUUUCUUCCAUCAUUUAUUGAACCCCAUUGCCCAUCAACGAUUUUGUUGUUUCUUCUUUUUGUUGUCAUCUCUCGCCAAUCCAACAGUCGGUCGCUUCGCACUCGGUUGGCUAUAUAGGAGGGUCAUCUUGUCAUCACUCCCGUCUUUUGCGGAUCCGUUACGACUCGCUUCGUUGUCCUUUUUGAGUUUUACGGUAAAGGGAAACCUGAUUUUCAGACAGCCGCAACGAGAGGAGAAUGGACAAGGUCGACACUGCUCACCAUCAUCCGGCAGUCACAAAUGAGCACAGUGCACCGUCGACAACUUCCCAACUCGAGCCUCCCUCUCAACGAGACACUUGCUCUCUCGCAUCCGCAACCGCCAUCGUUGCAGCUGCAGCUCCCAUAAAGAGGCCGCUGACUGCGAGUUCACAGCCGUCUCCAGCACCCAAUGUGGCUUUCACGACCUCUACAAAUCCGCAGCCAAGAAGACCAUCUGUUACGUUAGCUCCCGCACGCAAACCCGCAAACCCUGUCAUCACUCCAGGACUACGCAAAUCAAAAUCUAUCUCGUUCUUUGUUGAUUUGACAAGUCCUACCACUACAGCCGCCCUUUCUCCUCCUUGUUCACCUUCACUCGAAGACACAGCCGCUCCACCGUUGGCCGCGAAACGUUCGCGAACUCUUGACACUCCAUCCUCCCAUCCCGUACCACCCCGAUUUCCUCCAUUUGUUCGAAAUAGAGAUGCUUGCCAAGAGUUGGCCGCUUGUAUGGCUGCACGAUUGAUGCGCGCGGAGGCUCGACGAGCUCAUGUCCUUCAAGAACGUCGGUCUCGGCUCCGUCGUAGAUUUGAGCAAGUUCGAUAUAAGAUCUUGUUACAGCGUCAGAGGGAUCGACUGACGAGUCUGAAAAUACAAGCUCGCUCAGAGUAUGCCAUCUCCGCUGCAAACUUGAAGCGUCAGUUGAUUUUAAAAAGAUCAAUAGACCGCUGCGGGGCCGCGGUAGAGCAUGCCCAGACGGUUGCAAUGGUCCACAAGCUGCGAAAAUUUAUGGAAUUGCGUAGGGCGUUCUCGGAGAACUUUGUCCAUCUCCUCGCUCACUCUCAUAUGCCUGUGGGCGGAGGAGUGGAUACGGUACAGACGAUGAGCGCAUGUCACUCCUUUUCCCUCGGUAUGGAAGCGGAUUUUGACGACGAGUAUUACGAAAUGGAGGACAUUCAAAUGCAGCCACCAAAGAGUCCGAUCAUCGGCUAUCCUUCGCCUGCCAGCACCUCUCCCCACGUGGAGUCUCCGAGAGGAUAUGAAGCGACCUUGGGCGGAUCUGAUGGAGAUGCGGUUGUUAGUGGCUCCUUGAGGACGUCGACCACAGAUGCAGAAUCCCAUCCUUCAGAACGGGCCUAUUCGAUGGUAACAGAUUCCGUCUCUAGUCAACCAGCAGAUGGAAAUCAUGGUCAAUUUGGAGAUGCCUCACGAAUGGAUAUGUUCGACUCAUUGGUAUUAGGAGGGGAUGUUAUCGGAGAACGCCUAUCCGCAACCGUGCGAAGAUUGCGUGUUCUUCCUGUUUCGCUGGUGGAGGACAUGGAGGAAUCCGCAUAUAUGGAGUUACUCGACCUGCUCCCGCCCAUAACUCGAUUCACUUUGCGGGAGUUGGAACUGACAGAGAUCUUGUCCAAUGCUCAACUUCGACAUGAUCUGUUCUUUGACCCCGAACUUCAGUUCAAGCCGAAUUUAGAUGGCGAAAAAGGCGAGCAGAAACGGGAAGCGGGAGAUUUAUUUUGGACACAAGUCGAGGAAGAAGUUGACGAUGGCUACUUGUACCGCUUGCCGUUGCUCUUGUUCGAAAUUCGAUGCAUUAUUUUAGAGCUGCUCCCAUACUCACCCGAUCGCAGAGAUGAGGUUGAGAGAAACCUCGACGUGCGGCUAAUCGCUCAGCAGAUGCAACAUGGAGUAUUGAACCCGCUUGGGUUGGUGGAGUACAUUGCUACUCUUUUGAAAGCAAACUGUGCCCCUGCCCGUGAUGAAUUGGUAGACUCAAUGGUGCAAGAGUGUCAAGGAGGUAACUUUGUAAAGGCGUUACGGGUUUGCUUUGAAGUCCUUGAGUUGAUGAAAUUGGACUAUGCCAACCAUCAACUUCACCGAGUCCGCCCCUACGUCGUGGAACACGCGGCCGAUUUUGAAUGGCGUUGGUUUAAAGACCAGUACGAGACUGGCGCCAUGAAAUUGGAUGACACAACCCAGUGGUUUCAGGCCGCACGGAUUCGAUCACGGACACCUUCACCGUCAACAUCCAAAGAACAAUCUCCAUUGUCUGUUCAACACCUUCAUAUCUCUGCUACCCUUCACCUGAUUUCCCAAUCCCAUCUCCUUUCUCUGCCAACCAACGCCAUCGUUCUUCCCGAAACCCUCCGAAUGGAUGUCUCCCGACUUGUACAAUACUAUAACGAUUGGCAAGACAUUACCAUCAUGGCAGCUCUCCUGGUGCUUUUUAGACAGUCCAGCGGUCCGAAAUGUACGGCUGCAGAUCUCCGGGACGUCAAAAGGGUACUCUGGGUCCUUCUUAACGACAGCGAAACCAGCAUGCACCAUGUGACCCUUCAAAUGUGCGAAACGGCAGGUAAAAUUCGGGGAAGCCUCUUCUCACAACGCGAAAGCGACAUGUUGUCUGGACUCGUUGAAAAGACACUAUCGCCAGAGUCAAAGCUUUACGAAGUCAUUCGUGUCAGAGUAGGGACAGUUCUGGAACGGUUCGUCAAAGGCGAAACAGUGGAGAAAGCUGAUCUGCUCAAAGUUGGUCUGGCCGAGUUGGAAGAGGAAGUUUUGGAAUUGGGCGAAAGAAUCAAACGCCUGUUGGUGCACAAUUGGAGGGUAUUUGGAGGUGUAUAUGCGGUGAUUGCCGAGGAGCUCCAAGGUGGGGGCGAGGGUCUUGAGAAGGGGAUGGAGGCCGUCCUUAGGACAUGAGUUCUCCCAGCUCAUCACGAGUUUAUCAGCACCAGCUUUUGCGGUUUUUGGCCAUUCGUUCAGAGGCUCUUUGGUGCAGCACUUUUUACGCAUCUGUUUCGGAUAGAACUAUAGCUGUCGGCACUUUUUGUCUCUGUCUUUUCUUUUCUUGUACAAUGCAGUUAUAUUUUUGGUAAUCUAGGAAGACCCCGGUUGGAGGGUUAAGGACUAGCUUUCAUCAGCAGUGCAGCACAAACAUAACAUUCAGUCUUUUGGAAAUAGUGGCCAAUGUUUGUUGUGACGGCAAGAGAAAUGGUUUAACCUGGUAAUCACAAGUUGGAAAAUGAAACAGAC
Spizellomyces punctatus DAOM BR117 is the source of this 3311-nucleotide messenger RNA. RefSeq lists its product as uncharacterized. NCBI's taxonomy places the organism in Eukaryota, Fungi, Chytridiomycota, Chytridiomycetes, Spizellomycetales, Spizellomycetaceae. The record is from RefSeq and is a predicted model, not a curated record. The transcript has 3 exons. Bases 279 to 2978 code for a protein of 899 amino acids.